Messenger RNA from Macrosiphum euphorbiae (potato aphid), 1176 nucleotides. NCBI's taxonomy places the organism in Eukaryota, Metazoa, Arthropoda, Insecta, Hemiptera, Aphididae. The record is from the annotation of a GenBank genome assembly.
AUGCUUUUAGGUAAUAAUGAGGCAUGCUCUUUUAUUAAUGAUGAUAAUAAUAAUGGCGAAUUAGAUACUAGUGUAGACAUAUCAAGUUCUGGUAGAAUUCAUUUAGAUCCUUGUUUUGAAAAAAUUAAAGCAUCAAAUGGAUAUGGAAGAACAAAAGUCAGAUGUAGUGUUUGUUUUCUUAAUAAAAAGACAGUAUUAAUGAAUACUAAACUACGCAAUAAACUUCCGGCUAUAUGUUCCGAAGAAGGAACGAUUCCAAGAAACGAACUUUUAAAUAAUCAUUUAACAUCGACUAUGCACAAAGAAUGUAUAAAAGUUCACCAUCUUAGUAAAUUAUCUAAUGUUCAAAAAUCAUUUAUAGCACCAAUGGACAAAAUCGUUUCAACACAGAACCAUAAAUUGUCACAAAAAAUUGCAGAACUUAUGUGUACAGUUUUCAACGAUGCAAAACGAGGCACUCUUAGUGGAUGGUCAUGGCCUUCGAGAGAAGUAGCAGCUCUUAAAAGAAAAUCUCUAAAUAUCCAUGAACCGUUUGAAGAGUAUACACCUCAAAAUGGUGAUUUACAAUACAUUAAUCCCACUGGUUAUAGAGAUUUAUUAAAGUGCAUUGUUCGAUCAGAUAUUAAUCGAAUUUGCAACAAAUUAGAAACCAGUCUUGCAAUUUCACUACGUGUAGAUGGGUCUGUUGAUCGUAUGCAGAUAGAUAAUAUUCACGUAUUGGCAAAAAUUGUCAAUUCUGAUGGUGAUACAGAAUUAAUUUUUAUUGGUUUCCAUGAACCUGAAUCAAAAGGAGCUAUAGGUUAUUAUAAUGCAAUAAAAUCAGCAACAGAACAUGUAAUACCUUGGGAUAAAUUAAUGCCAUUAAUUUCAUCAAUUGUUACUGAUGGCGCAUCAAUUAAUACUGGAGAAAAAAAUGGUCUUUGGCAACUUUUAGAAAAAGACAAAAAAUCAUUGCCUAUUCCAUUGUUAAAAGUUUGGUGUGCAGUGCAUAGAAGUGCAUUGGCAUGGGAAAGUUUAACUUCAAAUGUUAUUGAAAUCAAAAAAUUAAUUGAGUCAUGUUCAUCAAUUUCAACAUAUUUUCAUAGAUCUGGGUUGAGAACAAAAGAACUUCAUCAAGUAGCAGAGGAAAAUAAUCUUACUAUAAUUCGUUUACCUAAAUAUUUUGAAGUCCGUUGA